Messenger RNA from Eruca vesicaria subsp. sativa (arugula), 1665 nucleotides. The record is from the annotation of a GenBank genome assembly. NCBI's taxonomy places the organism in Eukaryota, Viridiplantae, Streptophyta, Magnoliopsida, Brassicales, Brassicaceae.
CAAAAUCACAAUCCUAACCUAAACAUUUCACCUCACCGAUCUUCAAUUCCUUCCUUCAAAUCUUCAAUCCUCUCACUUCCCGUGAUAAACCCUAAAGAAAAACCCUAAAUUUCCCAAUUCCAGAGGCAAUGGCGUCUGGCGCAAUCUCGAAGACGAAGCAUAAACGGAGCGAAAUUAGCGACAAAGGAUCAAAGCCCACGACGGAGGUGAGGCCGGAGAAGAUAAAUCUCAACUCAAUUUCGAAUCUUGAAGUCAAAAACUUGAAGCGGAAACUAACCUCAGAGCUCGAAAAAGUCCGAAACUUGAUGAACCGCCUCGAGACUGUCCCCGACAAGAAGCUCAAAACGGCAAACAGUGGUAAGAAGGGAGCUUCGGACAAGGGUAAAGUUCAGAUUUUGAAGAGCUGUAAUAACUUGCUGACGAAGCUGAUGAAGCAUAAGUUUGGAUGGGUUUUCAAUGCUCCGGUUGAUGCGGUUAAAUCCGGUUUACAUGAUUAUCAUAGUAUAGUUAAGGAGCCUAUGGAUUUAGGGACGGUUAAGAGUAGGUUGAGUGAGGGUUUGUAUGAGUCUCCUUUGGAGUUUGCUGAGGAUGUGAGGCUUACUUUUAACAAUGCGUUGUUGUAUAACCCUGUGGGGCAUGAUGUGCAUCGUAUGGCUGAGUUUUUGUUGAACUUGUUUGAAGAGAAGUGGGCCCCGGUUGAGACACAGUAUCAGUGUCUUAGUAUGAGGCAACAACUAGCUUCUAUACCUCCUGUAAUAGUUGAAGAUAGGACUUUGGAGAGAGCAGAGUCUAUGAAAAAUCCAGUAGAGCCUGUAGCUUUAACUGUUUCUCCUCCUGAGAAGUGUGAGGUGGAAGAGGUGUCUGGAAAUAGGGAUUUGAUGUUUGAGGAGAAGAGGAAACUUAGUGAAGACCUUCAGGAUUUGCCUUUUGAUAAGUUAGAGGAAGUUGUUCAGAUUAUAAAGAAGAGGAAUCCGGAGCUUACUCAGCAAGACGAUGAGAUUGAGUUGGAUAUUGAUAGUCUUGAUCUUGAAACGCUUUGGGAGCUUUACAGGUUUGUGACUGUUUAUAAGGAGAGCUUGGGUAAGAAAAAGGAAGAUCAGAGGUUGGGCUCGGAAAGAGAAGCUGAAUCUGUUCACAACAGUGUCCAAGAACCGAACACUCUAGUAACUGGCCCUGAAUCACCAAAAGUCACAUCAUUAGGUCAUGUAGCAUCUCCAGUUCGACAAGUAAAUUCUGGUGGAUCAAAUAGUUCUAACAGUUCUAGUAGUGGAUCAGGCUCUUCUAGUGAUUCUGACAGUGACACCGGUAAUUAACCAAGACUGUGAAAGUAUUUAGCAUAGGUGGGAGACAUGGUGUUGUCAGUUUCAAACUUGGUUCAUCUGCUUCAGUAGCAAAGCUAGGUUGCCCUUUGUUCCAACUUCGUCCACAUCGAAUUGUUCUGUAUUAAGGUUCUUGUUAACUGUACAAAAAGUGGAAAAAAAACAGUUCAAGUGUUUUGUUUCAGCCUUGUCAUCAAUCGAACAGGCUUGUUCUGUACUUCUUAAUUGUUUUUAUUGUCUUUAAUCAUAUCACUAUUUUAAACCGAUAGACAAAAAAAAAAAGACAUGCUACCUAAUGUAGAAAGUUCACCAACUGGUGGUUAUAUGGAACAAAGUUGAUGCUUGU